UCUCUCUCUGCGCGAGCUGCUGCCAGUUCCGCGUCGGCCGCGAGUUUACCAGCCACGCACUGCCUGCACGCGCUCGAUCCGCCGCCGGGCUGCAACAAUGUGACUCUCUAUGGCUUUCAGAAGCCCCCCUUUUUCAGUCUCCAUUAACGGCCCAGCACUGAGCGAGGCGAGAGGAUUGUAACGUAAUGUCUUCAGAUUGGAGUUACAGCUGCCUCUAUACUGAGGCGAUGGCAAAAUCACAGUGGCAACCCUGUGCUGGUGCACAGGCAACACUGUGACUCUUACUUGUGAUCUCCUGACCUCUGUGACCUAUGAGUCGAGAUGGCGACUCACCGAAAGCACCUGGUCCGAGAUUUCAACCGAUAUAUCACCUGCUCAAUUUGCCGUGGGUACCUGAUAAAGCCCACAGCUGUCACAGAAUGCCUGCACACUUUUUGUAAGAGUUGUAUCGUUCAGCACUUUGAGGAGAGUAAUGAGUGUCCAGAAUGUGGGAUACAAGUCCAUGAAACCAACCCUUUAGAGAUGCUGAGGCUAGAUAAAACCCUGGAGGAAAUCAUCUUCAAGCUGGUGCCUGGGCUAAGAGAGAAGGAGGAACAACAGGAAAGUGAGUUUUGGAGAAAAAAUAAGAUCUUAUCAAAUGGAGAAGACGGCCCUAUGGCUAAGAAAGCUCACCUGAGUGAUGAAGAGGACGAUGAUGGGAAAGGUGGAGACUACCACAGGAGUGAUCCUCAGAUCGCUAUUUGUCUGGACUGUCUACGAAACAAUGGCCAAUCAGGAGAAAGCAUAGUUAAGGGUUUAAUGAAGAAAUUCAUCCGUUGCUCCACUCGUGUUACAGUGGGAACCAUUAAGAAGUUCCUCUGUGUAAAAUUAAAGCUGCCAAGCUCUUAUGAGCUCGAUGUUUUGUGUAACGGAGAGAUCAUGGGCAAAGACCACACCCUGGAAUUCAUCUACCGCACUCGCUGGAGACUUCAGGGUGACAGUGCUUACCCCAUGGUUCUCGAGUACCGUCCAAGGAUCGACUUUGGUUAAACAGCACUUACGGCUUUGCAGAAAUCUCAUGCAGACUAAUGUCAAGAGAUGAACAAAAAGCAGAAAAGCUGAAUGAUUGUGCCUCUGUUGAAAGACAACAACACAAAGCCCCAUGACUGACAGGACUGCUCACUUCUUCCUGUGCGCUGCUUCAGCCUCUACUCCUCCAUUCCUCCCUCUUUUAAUUUCCAUUUCCACAGUUGUGACUCCACCCACUGGCACUGUAUCAAGUUUGUUGAUUACAUUCCUCCAAAGCUUUCUCUGCAUGUUGUCUGUAUGAUGACAUUUUAGCGUAAAGUGGCCUGUUGGGAUUAUCUGAUAGCAAUCUAGCACAGAGAGUACGCUAAAACUCAUCGCAAAGAUGCGCCCCGACCAGGUGACAAGUUUAAGGAAUAAGAUGAAGUCUCACUAGAUUUUAGGUUUUAUUAGGCGAUUUUAUCUAAGAGUUUGCACUAGAGGCAAAUCCAAAUGCCUCGCUGUAUUGUUGCUGUUCUGUGUUACCUUUAAACUCUCUCUUUAUCUUUUUGGUUACUUUACUCACUUGCUCUGACUGUCCACAUUGUCCCUCAUAUAUUCGAUCACACAAACUCGCCUUCUCUUUCUCAGCCUCUUUCCAUCUUCCCUUACACUCUCUCAUUUUUCUCCGAUGGUGUUUUUGGCUCUGGUCUGAAGUAUUGAUGGAUCUCAUUCAGAUGGAAUUGAAUGAGAGCACUGUAGAUGCCCCAAAAUAACAGCAUUGAAAGGCACUGGGUAAGCAUUUUUCCUUCACAUCGAGUUGAGGCCAAAUCUUACUUUCACCCAAACUAGAUCAUUAUCUUAAUAGAAUUGAUAUAACAAUAACUGAUGCCAGAAAUGCUUAAUGCAGUAAUUCACUGAGAAAUCUCAUCUUUGAAAACUGUUGAAUGGGGAAUGACUGAAGUGUGCCAGCUGCAUCUCUCGAAGAGCAGCUUUGUCUCACAGGCUGUUAGUUGUAAACAUUCUGUUGUUUCCUGUUUUAAUCAGACAUACAUUUAAAUGAGAUGAAGCAAUCAGAUUCACCCUCAACAGACAUCUGAAUUUUAAAAACAUCAGCCGGAUUGUUAAUAAUUCACUUUAUCCGUGUAUUUUGAGUGUUGUGUAGCAAAUUAAGACCAUGCAUUUUAUGCAGUUUGUGAUGUCUGCAAAAACAACUGUGCAAAGGACAUGCCAAAAUUACAUUUGGUUACUUCCACAAAGUAUAAGAAAAGUCCAUAUCUGAUAUUUCUCAUUGUGCUUCUCUACUACACAACAUGGACAUGUUUGUAAAGAGAGUUUGAGAUUCAAUCAUCAUGUUUGAAAUAUUCUAGUGUUAUUUUGGAACAUUAGUUCAGAUAAGGUCAUAGGUUAACUCUCUAAGUUUGUUUACAUGACAGUGUUACUCUUUAAUACGUACGUGUAGUAACCUGUGAUAUGGAUAUUCCAUUUGAACUCAUAAUUACAAGAAAAAAGUGAAGACCAAACUGAUAAAGUUGCCAAACUGAUUUUAUGCACAUUUCCAGAAUGCAUUUUGAGAAUUAAGGGUUCAAAACAUGGAGCUUUUCCAAUCCAGAUUAUAUGAUGGUACUCAACAUAGAACAGAAUUACAUGAAUUAUUACGUGGACAUUUGUUUUGGAUAAUCUCAGGGGAUGACACCUGGUGAAAUGUUUAGUGUUUGGGGUUUGUUUAGUGUUUUUUUUUUCCAUUUCAGUUUUGGAAUCAAGGAAUCAUUACAAUGGGUUUUAGAAAUUAGAGUCCCUGCAGUGCUGGAAGUCACUACAGUUAAUCAAAAUAUACAUAUACGUAGAAUCCAA
Molecule: messenger RNA, 2838 nt
Organism: Carassius gibelio (silver crucian carp)
Lineage: Eukaryota; Metazoa; Chordata; Actinopteri; Cypriniformes; Cyprinidae
Product: polycomb group RING finger protein 5-A
Exons: 9
Coding region: 322-1029 (235 amino acids)
Biological process (GO): regulation of transcription by RNA polymerase II
Cellular component (GO): PRC1 complex
Source: RefSeq, a predicted model, not a curated record